This is a messenger RNA of Macroventuria anomochaeta, 546 nucleotides long. Its product is annotated as dolichol phosphate mannosyltransferas-like protein subunit 3. Gene Ontology annotation, biological process: GPI anchor biosynthetic process. Gene Ontology annotation, cellular component: endoplasmic reticulum membrane; dolichol-phosphate-mannose synthase complex. NCBI's taxonomy places the organism in Eukaryota, Fungi, Ascomycota, Dothideomycetes, Pleosporales, Didymellaceae. The transcript has 3 exons. The coding region runs from base 187 to 474 and encodes 95 amino acids. The record is from RefSeq and is a predicted model, not a curated record.
GUGAGGCUGAUGUGAAAGCCGGCAAGCCUUGCCCGAACGGGUAGCGAUCCCUUUAGCGCCUUCCUUGAAGCCUGGAGAUCUGGACACUGAACAACACGACUCUACGACGACAAGUGCCAGGCUUCUGCACACCACUCACCGUAUACCCUCUUUAAUAGAAAAGACCCAAACCCAAUUACCGCCAAGAUGACACGCGCACAACAGACUAUCAGCAUUGCGAUGCUCCUGACCUCCCUUUACCUCGCGGUAUUCAUGGAGCUCGUUUCUUUCCCUAGGAAGAUUCAGAAGGAGAUUGUUCCUGUGAUUCCUUUCUGGGCACUUAUCUCGUUCGGCGCAUACCUUCUCUUUAAGCUUGGCUGGGGAGUCUUCACCUUCAACGACGUACCUCAGGCGCACGCGGAAUUGAUGGCACAAAUCAAGGAGGCACGAGCAGACCUCCGGGCCCAGGGUGUCGACGUUGGUGCCGACGAUUAAGCAUCGAAUGAACGGUUGACGAUGUGGGCACACACACUUGCAUUGCAUUGGAGCAUACGGGGGGCUCAACGG